Molecule: messenger RNA, 1314 nt
Organism: Trichoderma citrinoviride
Lineage: Eukaryota; Fungi; Ascomycota; Sordariomycetes; Hypocreales; Hypocreaceae
Exons: 2
Coding region: 1-1314 (437 amino acids)
Source: RefSeq, a predicted model, not a curated record
AUGUCCAUCUUCUCGCGCAUGAAGAAGAGCCGCCAGCAGGCCAAGGAACACAAUGCCAAGCUCGCCGAGCAGGAGAAGAAGGAGCAGACAGAAAAGACGCCCUAUCGGCAUGUGCCCAAACACGCGGCCACGGAUGCCAUCGCCAGCGCGCCACCCAGCUGGCGAGACGCCGACCGGCAGAAGAUCCAGGAGCAGAACCGCCGAAGGAGUGCCAUGGCGGCGUCCGGCCACCAUAUGAACAUGCCGGGCGCGCCUCGCGUGGGUAGCAGCCUGUCCCAUGUCUCAUACCCCACGGACAAGACGGCCACCCCCAUGCGCAUGCCCCGAGCGUACAGCUACACAGGCGUGUCUCCCUACUCGGCGAGCUACAGCCGGGACGUCGCCCACUCGAUGCCCGACGUCGGCUCGCAGUUCACGGCCUACGCCGCCUCAACCAAGGGGAAGGAGGCCAUCCGGGUGUCCGUGUCUGGCUACAGCACACCCCGGACCAGCCCAACGUACUCACAAGAAGAAUCAGAGAGCUCCAGCGGCUCUACGAGUUCUCAGGAUGACCUCGAGAUGAGACUUGCACGCCCUCCGGUGGUACGAGCUCCGCCGCCCCUUACGGCUGCCGACAAGGCCGGUCGUCGACCCCGCGCCGGCCAUCGCCGCCCGUCCGACUCGUCCAUUGAGCGAAUCGCCAUGGCAAACUCGGCCAAGGGGGUGGCUCGGGAUUCCCGCCCGCCUACUUCCAUGAGGAACUUCGCCUCCAUUGCGCCCAUCGUGAAUGCUCCCGCUCCAGCGGUACGGACGUAUGCUCCCCCGCAGCUUGACCUGCCGGGCUCGCUGGAGAUGUCUGAAUAUUCGCUUUCCAGCUGCAUCAACACUAGCCUCAACACCUCUGCCACCACUCUGACGUCCACCUACGCUCCUCCGUCGACGGACAGGAACCCCUCCCCGGAACACAACGGAAAGCAUUCCAAGGAGCGCAAGACCGCAAAGGUUACUCGAUUCACGGAGCUGGAACGGAUUGAGUCUGGUGGUGCCGAAGCGUUGGCCGCUGCUGCACCUCCCCAAACCGACCUCGAACAAGCUGUGGCUCCCGCUCCCGCCCCUGCCCCUACUUCCGCUGCCCUCUCGAGCACGGCCUCAGCCCCAUCCCCCGUUGCUGCCCCUGCGGUGAAGCAGUCCAUUGUCAUCAACGUCUUCCCGGAAGAGGAUUCGAUCCCCGAGCCUGAACCCGCCAAAAAGUCCAAGAGAUUUUCCAAGAGCGGAGGCAAGCUGGCCAAGAAAUCUCGCUGGGCUAGCUCCAAAGCACCGGCCGUCGCUGUUUAA